AUGAGAGAUUAUAAACCACCAACACAACUAUUAUUACCAUUACAACAACUAUCUUCAACGACACCACCGCCAUUACUCCCUUCACAAAGUUCACUUUCACUAUUGACUUUACAACCAUCACAAGUACAGGAAGAAAAUAGUAAAGAAAAUAAUAAUUGCGAUGAAUCAAGCUGUUGCUUAAACUGUAAAGGUUAUGAACAAAAAUUAAAUAAAUCCAAACAACAACUUGAAAUUUUACAACGAAACCUUACGGAUCAUGAACAAAAAUUAAAUAAAAGUCAUCGAAAGAAACCAAACAAAUAUGGAAAAUUUCAAUCAAUCCCGUUUCGAAAACAACCAACUUUUAUUGAAUCUUUAAAAGAUUCAUCUUUAUAUCAAGUAUAUUUGGGAAACGUGAGAUCAUACAUUUGCUUGGUGACACUAAAAGUUUGUUUGGAGAAAGAUUUUGGUCGCGUUGAACAGGUUGAAAAACCAAGGCCUAGGGAAAACUUCGCAUUUGCUUUUUUCGCUGAAAGAAAUGCAUACUAUAAAGCAAUCGAUACUGGUACAGUCUUGGUUCAAGGAAUUUAUAUAUCAAUUGAUAGAUUCGAAUUUUUUCAAUCUAGUUCUUACUCUAGUUCUUUCAUAAUAAUGUCUCAUUUUAUCUCACCUAGCGAAGAUGCUCCGAUCGCUGGAUAUGGUAAAGAUCCUCCACCUCCCGAAACAAUUUUAAGUGAAUUACAAUAUCCAAGUCACACAGUAGAUAAAGUAAUAAUUUCAUCUAAAGAUGGAACUACUGUCAUUUCCGAAACAGCUCAUAAAGUGAAAACUGAUCAAGAUACACCAGAAGUAAAUACUAUGACGGAAUCAAGAUUUAGACAUGUUAAUGCUGGAGAAGAUCUUGGUACGAAAAAGUUUAUUAUUAAUUGA
Diversispora eburnea is the source of this 909-nucleotide messenger RNA. The record is from the annotation of a GenBank genome assembly. NCBI's taxonomy places the organism in Eukaryota, Fungi, Glomeromycota, Glomeromycetes, Diversisporales, Diversisporaceae.